This is a messenger RNA of Drosophila willistoni, 1515 nucleotides long. RefSeq names its product synaptic vesicle glycoprotein 2A. NCBI's taxonomy places the organism in Eukaryota, Metazoa, Arthropoda, Insecta, Diptera, Drosophilidae. The transcript is spliced from 9 exons. Gene Ontology annotation, biological process: transmembrane transport. The record is from RefSeq and is a predicted model, not a curated record. Gene Ontology annotation, molecular function: transmembrane transporter activity. Gene Ontology annotation, cellular component: membrane. Bases 1 to 1512 code for a protein of 503 amino acids.
AUGGAGGAUUCCUACGAAAGCACAAUGCUUGUGAGUUCAUGGGACUAUGAUGUUGUGUUGGAAAAGAUCGGUUACGGCAAGGCUCAGUGGUUGCUUUUGCUGAUAAGUGGGCUCUUGACCAUAACAUCGGUUGCCUCUCAACAAGCUAUGGGGAUUAUUGUAAUUGCGUCCCACUGUGAGUUUCAAACAACUCAGGCUGAAAAGGGUCUAAUGAUGGCAUCUUGUGUGGCUGGUAUAUCUUUAUCUACUUACUUCUGGGGUUAUAUUAGCGAUAACUUUGGGCGACGUAAAGUGCUCCUCCAUGGAGUGUUCGUUAGCAAUGGACUACAAAUUAUUCUGAUGUUUGUUACCAACAUGUGGUUUUUCAAUAUUAUCAGCUUUCUUGGGGGUAUCAGUAUUGGAGGCAUUUCCGCAGCCCUUUAUGCAUAUUUGAGUGAAUUCCAUAUUCCCCGACAUCGAGCAGUUGUUGUUAACUAUUCCACAAUGUUUGUAAGUGUAACUGCAAUAUUUGUGCCAGCCACUGCAUGGAUGAUACUUUCGUCGGAUUGGUCCAUUGGUCUAGUUGGGGAUUUUGUUUUUCGUCCAUGGCGAUUUAUAAUGUUUGUUAAUCUACUGCCUGGUUUUCUUGCUGGUUUACUUCUAUUGUAUUAUCCGGAAAGUCCAAAAUUUUUGCUCUCACAAAACCAAAUCAAAGAAGCUGUCAGUGCUGUUGCCUGGAUUGGCCAAUUGAAUCGUGGUAUAUCCAUAAACCAAAUACUUAACUGUGAUGAAUUCACACUUAAACCAGAAAAUCAAAAUAGAAGUAUAUUGAUUAACAAAAAUAUAUUAUCAAAUAUUGCGCGUGCUACAAUGCCUCUUUUUCAUAAACCACAUGUCCUUAACUUUAUAUUGUGCAAUCUUGCGAUUUUCGGCAUGUUUUUCAGUUCAAAUGGUAUGCAAUUUUGGUUUCCUGAAAUUGUGAAUCGUUCGUCUAGGGCAGAAAAUGCAAACUCAUCCACUGUAUGCGAAAUAUUGUCUAACUCUUUUGCACAACAGAAAAGAUCAAUUGAUUUGACCUGCAUCAAUCCGAUAGAUAAAAAGACAUACAUUGAUAAUAUGAUAGUUGGUGUUGCCUUCUUAGUAGGCUUCUGCAUUCAAGGAACGCUACUUAAUCCCCUCGGUCGUAAAAACGUCCUUUUAGCUGCAUUAGUGGUGUCAACCAUAAGUGGAAUACUUUUGCACUUUGUUACAAACGCGACAGCGGUUUUAGUACUAUUUUGCCUUUAUAUACUUUUACCUGGACUAUCGAUUUCUAUUAUGUUGGGUGCAGUAGUGGAUUUUGUUCCCACUAAUUUAAGAGGAAAAGCUGUUAGUAUUUGCUUGUCUCUUGGACGACUAGGCAGUAUAGCCGCCACUAAUUUGAUGGGUAUAAUGUUACAGCCAUUAUGCAAUACAACAUUUGCGAUGUUUACCAGUGUACUAUUUGUUUGCAUUAUAAUCGUAUGUCGUGUGCCAAUUAAAAAUUCAACAUAAGAU